Messenger RNA from Parascedosporium putredinis, 1467 nucleotides. The record is from the annotation of a GenBank genome assembly. Lineage: Eukaryota; Fungi; Ascomycota; Sordariomycetes; Microascales; Microascaceae.
AUGGUCUUCUUUUUUGAUAGCGUUCCCGAUGAUAUUCGUGCUAAGCUUGUCAAGCACAUCACUUAUCUUGGAGCCCGCGAAGAGAAAUUCUUCUCAAUCGAUGUCACCCACGUCGUUACCACUCGAUCCUUGCCCCAGCCUAAUCCCUCGACCGAACUUGAUGCCUCACGGGCCACUCGCUCCAAACGCGGCGACGAUGCGGAAGAGCAGCCUCAGACCAUCAAUCCUUCUCUUCUUGACUGUUCCUCUGAGUCUCGCCGUCGGAUGCUGUUCGAGCUAGGUAACCGUCGAGCUCAGCCACAAGACGAUCUUGCCCGGUUGAAGCCAGCGCGGAACAACGACGUGCUUUGCAAGGCUAGAGACCUGGGCAAACGGAUCUAUACCCUUGAGAAGCUGCAGCGUAUUCUGGAUAGCCUUUUGGAGGGCGAUCCGUACGCGUCAAGGUCUGCUCACCCCCGUGAACAAUCCCGCGGCGAUGACCUGGCAAAGCUUCUUCGACGCGAACGCCUCAAUGGCCCCUCAGACCGCGACCCAAAAGCCGUUACGAAAGAGCUCAACUACUUCCGUGGGCCAUACAUAUAUGUCUAUGAUAUGGAUGAGAAGACUAAGCCUAUCAUGGUCAGAGAGUAUCCCAAAGUAGCGGACAAAACCGACGGCGAAUGGCCCCAGUUCAAGACGGUGAGCCAGGGUCGCUGCCCUUUUGUUGACGAGAGCCUAGCCGAGGCCAAACUCGUGAGGCGUGCCAUGGAAAGGAAAGCAGCAAAGGAAGCCGCCGCUAAAGCCGCUGCCGUUGCCGAGCGAGACGUGACCCAGAAGCCUACGGAGCCUCUUGCUCUCCGCGUGCCUGGCAAGCGGACCCGCGAGGAGUAUGGCGAUCCACUUGCGGAAACAAAGGACGGCCAGAACCGGAUGGUCUACAGCGUGAGGCCCACGGAUAUCUUCAACCCUCCCAAGGACCUCUCCAGUGUGAAGCAUAUCGACUUUACCUCGCAGAAAUUCUUUACCGGGCGUGCGGGUACUGGACGUAUCUUUGCGGGCGAGCCCGUUGCUUCUGGCGUGCAACCCUCCAAUGUCACAUCUGCUAUCCGCUCGCAGGCCAUCUCGUCGAACGCAGGAAUGCCCGGCGCCAAGGCCGGAACGAGCAAGGAGCUGCAUAAUCUUCAGAAAAAGGUUUUACAGAAGGCCGCUCCCGCUGCCCGAGCCAACGAUGCGGAUUCUCACCGUGUCGGUGCAUCUCUUAGCAUGGAUGCACCCUCAAGCCAGCAAAAAGACAUGAAGCCAGGCUACUGCGAGAACUGCAUGGAUAAGUUUGAUGAUUUCGACGAGCACAUCGUCUCUCGCAAGCACCGCAAGUUCGCGGAUAGCCUCGACAACUGGGCUGAACUUGACGAGCUCCUGAAGGCUCUGAAGCGCCCCGUCAAGUACUCGCAUCUCGACGACGGCGAAAUAAAUGUCCAUCCCUGGUAA